AUGUACAAAAUUGCCAAUUCAUCUCAUCAUUUUACAAAUUCUUCUCUUAUCUUCCAGCCAAAACCACAGCUUCUCGGAGGACCGAGGGAAAUUGAUCUGUCGGAUAAAUCUCAUCCCAUCUACGAUAUCGUGAAGGAGAGUCUCGUGAGUCUUGGAAAGACGGAAAAUGGUGAUACUUACAGCUUUGUUCGCAUCAACAGUGCCACAAGUCAAGUAGUUGCAGGAAUUGCGUACAAAGCGAAUCUGGAUGUGAAGGAUUCCGACUCGAAGGACGUGAAGUGUGAUCUGGAUGUCUGGGAGCGAUCUUGGUUGACUCCCAGCCGGGAAGUGAAGUUCAACUGCGACAAUACCAAGCGUUACACCUUCAGACAGAGAAGAUCCGUUGACGCUGAACCGCCUAAAUUCAUUCCAGGCGGUCCAAUUCCCAUUGACGAUUUUGAGAACGACGAGAAAGUGCAGAACAUUGUGAAGACUUCUUUGGUGUCCUUCAAUGGCGAGGAGGGAAAUGCUUACAAACUUCAUCGAGUGCUUGGCGCUACGAAGAAAGUGGUCUCAGGAGUUCUCUAUGAGAUCAACGUGGAGUUCAAGCGAGAGGACCCUGAUAAGGUGCUCAAAUGCAAAUUGGCUGUUUGGGAGAGAUCCUGGCUGAAGGAAAACGGGACUCAGACAGAUGUUACUUGCGAUGAGGACAAAAAGAAGUACACUUUCUUCGCCUAA
Molecule: messenger RNA, 717 nt
Organism: Phlebotomus argentipes
Lineage: Eukaryota; Metazoa; Arthropoda; Insecta; Diptera; Psychodidae
Exons: 4
Coding region: 1-717 (238 amino acids)
Molecular function (GO): cysteine-type endopeptidase inhibitor activity
Source: RefSeq, a predicted model, not a curated record